Messenger RNA from Ylistrum balloti, 2097 nucleotides. Its product is annotated as 5-hydroxytryptamine receptor 2A-like. The transcript is spliced from 2 exons. Gene Ontology annotation, biological process: adenylate cyclase-activating adrenergic receptor signaling pathway. The record is from RefSeq and is a predicted model, not a curated record. NCBI's taxonomy places the organism in Eukaryota, Metazoa, Mollusca, Bivalvia, Pectinida, Pectinidae. Gene Ontology annotation, cellular component: membrane. Bases 1 to 2097 code for a protein of 698 amino acids. Gene Ontology annotation, molecular function: G protein-coupled receptor activity.
AUGAUUGGAUCAUCGAAUUCUCAAAACCCAACUGAUAUGCUUUUCCGAUUAUCAGAUUGCUCUGGCUUUGUCAACGCUACCGGUGGUUUCCAUGGAUACAGGGAGUUCAACAACCUAUCUAACGUCCUAGACCAGCAUCUGGGUCAGAGGCUCUGUGACGUACCCAGUACAUCAAGCAUGUUGCUAGGUAACACACCGUCUACUCAAUUACCUAAUGCAUCGUGCAGUUCGAAAAACAUUUCCCUGAAUACAUCCGGUACAUUAUCAAGCGCUUUCGGAAGUCAGACGCUUUCCGAAUGGAAGAUUCUAUUUCUCGUGCUUGUAUUGAUCAUGAUAACAUUUACAUUUGUUGGCAAUACUUUCGUGAUUCUGUCCAUCCGUCUCGAACGUCGGCUACAGACGCCGACCAACUAUUUGACGCUGUCGCUGGCAGUGACGGACCUCCUGGUGUCGGUACUAGUGAUGCCAUUGAGCGUCAUUAAUGUUGUCAGUCACGACACCAUAUUGAUACCCGUCGUGUGCCACAUAUGGAUAAUUCUGGACGUUAACCUUUGCUCCGUGUCAAUAUUCCACCUUUUGGUAAUUGCUGUAGACCGAUACCGGUCGGUAACCAAUAUAAACUACCGGUGUAAAAGGUCCUCCCGCAAGAUCUUCGGAAUGGUAUCUCUCUGUUGGAGUGUAGGCUUGGUCAUAUGUGUCCCGCUCGUGUUUGGGGUAGCUGACCCAAAGUAUGAUCCGAGCAUUACUGGAAAGUGCUUGAUUGACCAAAGUGUGUUUUAUACAUUAUUUUCUACAAUAUUUGCGUUCUAUAUACCUGCUAUCGCUAUGGUCACUAUUUACUAUAAAAUAUACAGAAUCGCCAAGUCGAGUAUUAGAAAGACAUAUUUCAAAAAGCUAUUGAAGACUGGCGAGAAAGCGAUUCGCCGGAGUAGCGCACCGGAGUGUUUAAAUUCCUGCAAGAGAAGACAUCGCACGAGCUUCGCCAAUUUUCGUUAUCAUUUCGGUCGCUCACGUGCAAGUCUCGACAGCUCAGGAUCUUGUUUAAGUAAUUCCUCAGUAAGUGUUCAGAGUCCAAGGCGCAUAAGCGGAAGUUCUCAGCACAGCGUCGACUUUCCCCAAAUUCAUUAUGGAAGAUGCAAUUCUCGGACUAGUCUAGACAGCUCUCAAAUUCAUAGGUCUUCUAUCAGCUCAAACAGUCGAAGAUCGGCAGUUACCGCUACAGGUUGCGAUACAGACAGUGGCUAUACUGAAUGUCAGUUCAGUCUGAACGGUAGUCAACACGAAAAGUGUACUUUCGACAAUCAACAACCUGAUACAAGAGACAAAGGGCACAAGAGUGUCUGCUUAAGUGUUAGCCUUGAAAACCAGCGGGAAAAGUUUACCUGGUUUCGUGCUAGUGUUAAUAAUCGUCAUGAAAAGUUUGUAUGUUCCUCGGGAAGUUCCGGCAAUCAUCAAGAAAUGGUCGGGUGUUCUCGGACAAGCUUCAAUAAACGCCAAGUGGAUACCGUGCAUUCUCGAGCCAGUAUAGAUGGGCGUUGUGUAAGUUUCAGUGACUCAAAUUUCGUACAAAGACGGAAAUCGUGUAUAGAACCAAAAGUUGAAAUCGGAUGUGGACGGAUUUCUCGGAAUCCUGACCAAGCGAUAAAUGUAAUAGCUGACUGUCCAACGUUGUCUGAAGUGACAGAAACUGAUCUCAGUGGUCAAAGCGGCAUUCAGAUCUUUACGAUUGGGAAUGAUGAAAAUUUUGAAGAGAAAUCGACGAGGUUUUCAGGACGUCCUGGAAACAUUUUAAAUUUAGCAGAGGAGAAAAGAAAACACGAGACGAAACGAGAGCGGCGAGCAGCGAGGACACUCGGGAUUAUAACCGGAACUUUCAUCAUUUGUUGGCUUCCUUUUUUCAUUGUUGCGCUUAUUUCACCUUUGUUAGAAAAUUCUGACGUCACGAUUCCGGAAUCUGUUCAAACAUUUGUUCUGUGGCUUGGAUACUUUAAUUGCUUGGUAAACCCCGUUAUAUAUACUGUUUUUAAUCCAGAAUUCCGAAAGGCAUUCAAAAAAUUAACAUACUGCCUUUAUUGCACGAAGCACAGAAUCCAUUAG